Punctularia strigosozonata HHB-11173 SS5 is the source of this 1089-nucleotide messenger RNA. RefSeq lists its product as uncharacterized. Bases 1 to 1089 code for a protein of 362 amino acids. Lineage: Eukaryota; Fungi; Basidiomycota; Agaricomycetes; Corticiales; Punctulariaceae. The transcript has 3 exons. The record is from RefSeq and is a predicted model, not a curated record.
AUGCCAUCUUUGCUGCUGUGGUUCAGAAAACCGCGCGCAGAAGCGCCUACGUACUCGCUCUGCAGCCUACUGCCGCCCGAAGUCACCCUCCUUAUCCUCGCACAGGUGCACGCUCUCAACCGCUGGCAAGCUGGCGACCACUGGCUCUCAAAGUCGGGGGGCUCGCCGGACGCGUGCACGGCUGCGCUCAACCAGGCCGAGCUUCUUUCCCUUCUCCGCGUUUGCAAGGGCUGGUAUCUCGCAGGGAUUGCCACACUAUACUCCGAGCCGUUCCUGGCUUCCCCUCACGCGGUGAAGCUUUUCACGCGUACUGUCACCUCCCGUCAGGAUCUAGCGCGUCUCCUCGUGCUCACGGUUGAGUCUGACGCGGGCUCUGUGGCCACCGCCAAACUGCAGCACCUAGAGGAGCUCGCCCUCGCUGACUUCUGUGGCCUGGACCAUGUCCAGCUCCCGGCCAUGCCCGCCCUCCGGACCCUGCGCAUUUGGCGCGCAAUCUCGGACGUCUUCUUCGAACAUGCCGUGCCACCAUCUAAGGCGCUUCCCAUGCUGGAGAAAAUCGAGCUGGUAGGAAGUCGUUGCUACGUUGGCGCGCUCAUUCAGUCCAUCCAGUCGUAUUCCCGCACGCUGAAGGAGCUUACUCUGAUCGGCUUGGACGAGCUCUGCGUCGCCCGCGAGCUGGACCUCGCGGCGUUCACAGUGCUGCGUCGCCUUGUACUCGGGCCCAUCCACUUCAGUGAACCACCCUUUGGCGUGGUGAGCAUGCCUGCGUCACUGGAGGUGUUCAUUGCGCUAAGGGCGGACGCAACAUCGAGUAAUUUGGAGUGCUUCUUCCGCAGCGCCGAGGAAAUGGGGAGGUGCCUCGAAGCCCGACUGGACCUCGUAGCAAGCAGGCGCGAGGGCGCACAACUCUUGGCGAAGGUAGUCGGCCAAGCGCCGUUGAAACUCGUGUGCCUUUGUCGCGAGUGGAACAUAACGCUCGAACAGGUGAACCCAGAUGAGCCUGGUCUCUUUGGCGAGGAAAGACAUCCUACCUCUUCGUUCACACUCCCUUUCGUAUCAUCAACGCUCGAAGACUAUUACAACAUCUGA